Poecile atricapillus (Black-capped chickadee) is the source of this 941-nucleotide messenger RNA. RefSeq names its product nucleus accumbens associated 1 (gene NACC1). Gene Ontology annotation, biological process: regulation of transcription by RNA polymerase II. The annotation marks the transcript as partial. The record is from RefSeq and is a predicted model, not a curated record. NCBI's taxonomy places the organism in Eukaryota, Metazoa, Chordata, Aves, Passeriformes, Paridae. The transcript has 2 exons. Gene Ontology annotation, molecular function: DNA-binding transcription factor activity, RNA polymerase II-specific; RNA polymerase II cis-regulatory region sequence-specific DNA binding; protein binding.
CCAGCGCAGCCCCCCCAGCCCCCGGUCCCCGCCGUCGCCGGCCAUGGCGCAGACGCUGCAGAUGGAGAUCCCCAACUUCGGCAACAGCAUCCUGGAGUGUCUGAACGAGCAGCGCCUGCAGGGGCUCUUCUGCGACGUCUCGGUGGUGGUCAAGGGCCACGCCUUCAAAGCCCACCGGGCCGUGCUGGCCGCCAGCAGCUCCUACUUCCGAGACCUCUUCCACAGCUCCAAGAGCGCCGUGGUGGAGCUGCCGGCGGCCGUGCAGCCCCAAUCCUUCCAGCAGAUCCUCAGCUUCUGCUACACCGGCCGCCUCAGCAUGAACGUGGGCGACCAGUUCCUGCUGAUGUACACGGCGGGGUUCCUGCAGAUCCAGGAGAUCAUGGAGAAAGGCACCGAGUUCUUCCUCAAGGUCAGCUCGCCCAGCUGCGACUCGCAGGGGUUGCACGGUGAUGAAACGCCGGGUUCGGAGCCGCAGAGCCCGGUGGCGCAGACGUCGGCGGCGCAGGGUUGGGCGGCGGCGCUGCCGUUGGUGUCGCGGGUGAAGACGGAGCAGGGCGAGCCCGACGGGGUCCAGUGCACCUUUGUGGUCAAACGCCUGUGGGACGGGGCCACCAAGGACACCGGCGGCAACGGGAGCCGUAAAAUGGCCAAAUUCUCCGAGGCGGCGCCGCGCCCGGUGCCGCAGGUUCCCGGUGGUACCGGUAGCACCGGUGCCGCCACCGCCCCGGUUCCGGCGCCAGCCCCGGCACCCGGUGCCGCCGCCGCCGCCGAUCAAACCAGCCCCGGUGGCACCUCCAGCGCCUACACCAGCGACAGCCCCGGCUCCUUCCACAACGAGGAGGAUGAGGAGGAGGAUGCAGGAGAGGAAGGCUCGGACGAGCAGUACCGGCAGAUCUGUAACAUGUACACCAUGUACAGCAUGAUGAACGUGGGGCCCGCAG